UGGUGGUGGGGCCUGCUAAUCACUGAAAGGAUAGUCCCUGGCAGCACUGCAAUAGCACCUCACCUGUGUGUGUGUGUGUGUGUGUGUGUGUGUGUGUGUGUGGCUAGCUGUUGGCGGGAGAGUGUCUGCACGUGUAGCGAUGCGUGUAGAGACGAGGAAGCCCCUUCCCUGCUACCUGACUCAGACUCUGGCUGUGACCUUCAACGUGACCCCAGCCCCACCAUGCUGAACAAUGCCUCCCUCGUCUACAUCGCCCUGGAGCUGGUCAUAGCCUUUCUGGCCGUGACCGGUAACAUGCUGGUCUGCUGGGCCGUGUGCCUCAACAGCACCUUGCAGAGCAUCACCAACUACUUCGUUGUGUCCCUGGCGGUGGCAGAUAUCGCUGUGGGCUUGCUGGCCAUCCCCUUCGCCAUCACCAUCAGCACGGGCUUCUGUGCCAACUUCCACGGCUGCCUGUUCAUCGCCUGCUUCGUACUGGUGCUCACCCAGAGCUCCAUCUUCAGCCUGCUGGCCAUCGCUGUGGACCGCUACAUCGCCAUCAAGAGCCCCCUCAGGUAUAACAGUCUUGUGACGUCCGGGAGGGCAAAGGGCAUCAUCGCAGUGUGCUGGGUUCUCUCUGUGGGCAUCGGCCUCACGCCCAUGCUGGGCUGGAACAGGGGUGUCAAUAGCACCAACAGCAGCUCGUGCCCCGAAGGCAUGACAGAGUGCCUGUUCGAGGGUGUGGUCACCCUGGAAUACAUGGUCUACUUCAACUUCUUCGGUUGUGUGCUGGUGCCCCUGCUGGCCAUGCUGGUCAUCUACGCCCGCAUCUUCAUGGCGGCGCGGCACCAGCUGAGACUGAUGGACCUGAAGCUGGUUCACAUGCACGCCCCUGGGGCAUGCUCAUCGUCCACAUCGUCCCGCUCCACCCUGCAGAAGGAGGUCCACGCAGCCAAGUCUCUGGCCAUCAUCGUGGGGCUGUUCGCCCUCUGCUGGUUGCCUCUUCACAUCAUCAACUGCUUCAACCUGUUCUGCCAGGACUGUGGGCGCCCGCACAUCUGGGUGAUGAACAUCGCCAUCAUCCUGUCCCACGCCAAUUCCGUGGUCAACCCCAUCAUCUACGCAUACCGCAUCCGGGAGUUCCGCCACACCUUCCGCAGGAUCCUGCACAAGCACAUGCUGGGGCACCGGGAGGGGCAUGGAGCUGGGGGAGGGUGUGGCAGAGGGCUGGGUAGCAGCAGCAGUAUCACACGUGCCUCUACUCGCAUCAGCAUGGUGGACAGCUCAUGUGGCACCAUGGGGAACAGUUAUUCCCUGGAGCCCGGCCCCAAACUCAGCCCCACUCGGACCCCCAUAGAGACCCAUAGAGCUGGGAAAGAAGCUUACUCUGACUCCUGCCAAUGGUCACCACCACAGUCAGACACUGCACCAAUCAGCUCCAUUGAAAAUGGACACAACAAAGGUGAUGCCCCGGUGUCUCCCAGGCAGCAGCAAUGCAUCAUGGGAUGUGCGGACCAAUGUGGGGUUGAGACUACAACAGAGUUGAUGGGGGUGAAGGACAGUGGGAACAUAUCCUUUGUGCACGUCAGGCCUCUGUCCCCCACACUAACCAGCCCUAACCACUCAGUAGAGGUGUCAUGACAUAGUUAUCCCCAUGAUGGACAAGUUACUGAUACCCCAACGUACAUCAUCAACUAGGAGGGGGAGAAGUGAGGGACCAGGUCAAAAGCAGGUUCCCUUCACCUGUAAGAUAAAUUCUACCGAAAUAUUGGAAAUGGUUGCCCUGACUAGAAAUAGCUUUUCUUUCUUUAGGAGGGAGACUUCUUAGCCUGAAAGGGCAACAACAAACUGUUAUUAAAUUACGCCUAGCCAUUGAGCUUUUUUCUUUCUUCAAAUUAUUGUAUCUGUUGUUCUUGUUUACUUAUCACAUAGCUGUUAUUGGUGGACACAUUUUAUACACGUUACCUCCGAGGCUCUUUACUGUAGGCUAAUAGUCUUUCAGAAUUGAAAAUGUAUGACGAUAUAAAUGAAUGGUCUGAUCUACUGAGCACCUGUCAUAUGCUGACAGAUUAUGACCGAAACCAUAUUGACCCUGGACACUGUCCAAUACUGUAUGACUCAAUAUUUGGUAUUGCUGGCCAACCACUACUGAGUUACCUACUGUAUGUCAGUGUGAGACUUCGGGAAUGUAUUCUCUCUCUUUUGCAAUGCAGUAUUCCACCAAAUGUGUCAUAUCAUCUUUUCAAAUGCUGGUCCUGUAAUAUUCAUAUGUGUAAACAUACUGAAUUAUAAUUGGAUGCAUUUUACCGCCGUAUCAUACUGUGCUAUGAUUGGUUAAGACCACCCAGGUGGUUAGGUCAUGGUCAGUUGAUCAUGGUUGAGAUACGUGAACAUGCAAGUUAUAGCUAGCUAAUAAAGAGCUACGUUAAGAAAUA
Salvelinus fontinalis (brook trout) is the source of this 2414-nucleotide messenger RNA. Its product is annotated as adenosine receptor A2b-like. The record is from RefSeq and is a predicted model, not a curated record. Gene Ontology annotation, molecular function: G protein-coupled adenosine receptor activity. NCBI's taxonomy places the organism in Eukaryota, Metazoa, Chordata, Actinopteri, Salmoniformes, Salmonidae. Gene Ontology annotation, biological process: G protein-coupled adenosine receptor signaling pathway; adenylate cyclase-activating G protein-coupled receptor signaling pathway. Gene Ontology annotation, cellular component: membrane. The transcript has 2 exons. The coding region runs from base 223 to 1620 and encodes 465 amino acids.